Messenger RNA from Salvelinus namaycush (lake trout), 1449 nucleotides. RefSeq names its product tektin-3-like. Gene Ontology annotation, biological process: cilium assembly; cilium movement involved in cell motility. The coding region runs from base 1 to 1449 and encodes 482 amino acids. Gene Ontology annotation, cellular component: nucleus; sperm flagellum; microtubule cytoskeleton. Lineage: Eukaryota; Metazoa; Chordata; Actinopteri; Salmoniformes; Salmonidae. The record is from RefSeq and is a predicted model, not a curated record. The transcript has 7 exons.
AUGGAAGUCUACCGAUCCUUGCGACCUUGCCCCUCUGGAUUCUUACCGACCCUGACCACCAUGAGAGACAGCUACAAAGGCUUCACUGCCACGCAGCUUCAGCCACAGCACGUCAGCUUCGACCUAACGGGAAGCGGGAAGUCCAAACCCAGGCUGGUCUCUGUUCAGCGGAAAUCCACGGAGCCGUUCGAGACCCAUUGGGGAGGGGAACAGCUCAUUAGGAUGCCGCCUCUCAAACCGACCCCGGUGGCCAUGUGUCAGAUCACCCGGGAAGAUUGGCUGGGCGCCAACAACGUAAACUACCGGCGCUUGGAGAGCAGCAGGCGACACGCGGAAAGCUUUUGGCGCGAGACCUCCCGGUUGAUCCAGAGUAAAGAGCAGCUGACUCGGCGAACGCAGUCUGACAGCUCCCGGUGGAUCGGUGAACGGAUAACGGAAAUCUCGUUCUGGCGGAGCGAGCUGGGGUUCGAGCUCGAGCAGCUUCUCCGCGACACCGAGAGGCUACGUCAGGUCAAAUUUCGGUUGGACAGGGCCUUAAAGGAGACCGACGGCCCAUUGCAGAUGUCGCAGGAGUGCCAGUUCCAGUGUCAGAAACUUAACGACGGAGUCAUCGAUGUAGUGGAGAAAGAACUGGUGCAGGAGGUAACAGUGAUCAGGUCUUCUCAGGAACAGUUGGAGAGGAUCAGAGAUAAAGUCCAGAAACAGCUGGAGUCCAACAGGAGAGUGCAACACCAGUUGGAAAAAGACAUGGAUGAUAAACACAGAGCUCUCCAGAUCGACAGCCACUGUCACACACUGACCAACUGUUCGCCUGCUACCAACUAUUACCCUGACCUCAGCCUCCUGGAUACCAGUGUCUCAGUGCCGGUGUCGUGGGUGCAGUAUUCGGAGGACAACAUCGGGAAUUCGGCGUCGGAGCGGCGAGCCACCCGGGACGUAACGGAGCUGGUGGAAGGAACCCUGGUUGCCACGGCGAGAGACAUGUGGUCUCAGUACAGCCGUGUCAACGCCGCCUUCACACUCCGUGUCAACCAGAACACACACGCUAAGAACACGCUACAGCAGCACCUGGCCAAGACCUUGCAGGAGAUGCACCAGACGGAGCGUACCAUCUCAGAUUUGGAGGUGUCCAUCUGGGCGAAGAGAGCUCCCCUCAGAGUGGCUCAGUCCAGGCUGGAGGAACGCACCCAUAGACCUAACAUGGAGCUCUGCAGGGACCACCCACAGACCAGGUUGCUGUCUGAGGUGUCUGGUCUCCAGGACACAGUUUUAUCUCUAAGACAGAGGUUGUCUGAAGCCCAGGCUACCCUGCAGCAGCUGGCUGACUGUAAGAGUGUUUUAGAACAGGAGCUCUACACUAAGGCCCUCUCCCUCUUUAUCGACCAGGAGAGAUGUCUAGGACUCCGCAAGACAUACCCCUCCACCCCUAGACUGGUGGGAUACACGUAG